Dichotomopilus funicola is the source of this 1668-nucleotide messenger RNA. RefSeq names its product protein MEMO1. The transcript has 4 exons. NCBI's taxonomy places the organism in Eukaryota, Fungi, Ascomycota, Sordariomycetes, Sordariales, Chaetomiaceae. The record is from RefSeq and is a predicted model, not a curated record. Bases 1 to 1668 code for a protein of 555 amino acids.
AUGGUACUCAAGCGUAAGAGGUCAAAGUCUGAGCUGGAGCCAAUGUUCUCCUCGCUCGAGCAGCGCAAUAGCAGCAGCUCCUUCAAUUUCAAUGCGGCAUCGGCAAUUGAUACGGCCAGGCAAGCGUUCUUUGUACCGCGACUGUCUACGCCUUCGCAUUUACCAAGUCGCACUAUGAAGCGCUUCCGUGAUAAUCGUCCGUCAGAAUCGGAGGUGCAUCGACGCACCUUGGAUGUCCUUUACUCUGCUCAACGCCGCCUCUACGAACCCCAGCAUGUGACGCCUGAAUUUACCAGUCUCACUGAGGAAUCCGCUACGACCCAAACGCAACUUAGUCAUGGGGCCCAGCAACGGUCGUUACACAGCUUCUGGAACAUCCCUGACCCGGCAGCCUCGGCAAACUCGCUGGCGUCCUCCCCGGCCACAUCUGCCAUAUCGCCCCCAUCACCUGCCUAUGCGGCCCAAGGUUCGCUAGGAGCCUGCGAGGACUGCGGCGCAAGGUUGGUUAGCGAUGAUGAGGAUGUGCCGAUGACGGGCGCCGGCUACGGUUCCGAGCCAUCCUGCGGGGCUUGUAGGAAGAUUGUUUGCUUUAGUUGCUCCGUCAGUAACCUUGGGGAAAAUCGGCGGUGUCUUGCGUUGUUUUGGGAAAUUCACCGCACUCAUUCCCUUGCGAUGGCGACACGGCCGGCCAGCCACGCUGGGUCGUGGUAUGAAGCAGACCCUGAGGAACUCUCUUCCCAGCUCGACGAGUUUUUGAACCGUGUCCCUGCGACUCUGGACGACAGUGAGCUGCCGAUUCCGGAUGCAAGAGUGAUUAUCGCACCCCAUGCCGGAUACUCUUACUCCGGGCCUUGCGCCGCUUGGGCAUACAAAGCCCUCGAUCUGCGUUCGGCAAAACGGGUCUUCAUUCUCGGGCCAUCCCACACCUACUAUCUUCGUGGUCUCGCUCUCUCGACUUACGCCAGAUACGCCACGCCUUUUGGGGAUCUCGUGGUCGACCAGGAUACUACGACUGAACUGUCGGGCACCGGAAAGUUCAAGGAGAUGCCGUCCGAUGGAGAGGUAAACGAGCAUUCCCUUGAGAUGCAUAUUCCAUAUUUGUGGAAGAGGCUUGAGCAGACCUUUGGCGAUGACAGUAGCAAAUACCCGCCGAUUGUGCCAAUUCUCGUUGGUACUACACACGAGCACGAGGAACAGGAUUGGGGCAGGCUCCUAGCACCGUACUUAAAGGACCCCCAGACAGUCUGGAUUGUGUCGUCCGACUUUUGCCAUUGGGGCUCGCGUUUUAGCUACCGGCCAAGAUACUACAAUGGCGAGAUUCGCGACGGCAACACGGCCCUGAAAGUGUCCGUAGACUGGAACCGGGCGGCCGAGGAUCCGACACAUCCCGAAAUCCACGAGGUCAUCCGGGUGCUAGACCAGGCGGCUAUAGACGCGGUGGAGUCUGGGGCGCACAGCGAUUUCUUCACCACCGUACAAAAAACGGGCAAUACCGUCUGCGGGAGACACCCCAUUGGCGUAGUUAUGGCGGCGCUCGAGGUUGUCGUGGGCGACACCCCGGACGAGCAGAAGGGAAAGUUCAGCUUUGUGCAAUACCAGAGGAGCAACCUCGUCAAGAGGGAACGGGAUUUUAGCGUCAGUUAUGCUUCCGCGUACGCUGUGCUCUGA